GUCUUGGUCUGAUGAAAGAUGUCCUUAGAUGCCUCCUGGAGGUUUGGCCAAACGUGGGAAAGCAGCAUCCCCUUCCACCCACAUUUGCUCCUUUCCUAUCAGCUUUUUUACGUCUUCUUUUCCCUUUCAAGAAAACGACUCCCAGCUUGAAACCAAAAGAGAAAAAAAAAGAAAAGGAAGGUGCUUCUAAGCAAGCCAGCUGCAGCUUGCUUUAUUAUUAUUUUUUGGGAGUGGGGAAAAGAAGCAGAGAGUGCAAGGCAGAACAAAGCUCUGUCACAACGGUGUUUCCUGGUUGUCGCCUCCUGCCUGCAAGUGGCUGAACGCUUUCCCCGGCUUGAUAUCAUCAUGCAGAAAAGGAUGAAGGCGACGCAAUGAGCGAUUCAGGUGCUGACGGAGUCCCAGUCAGAUGCUUCCUUACGGAAUUUUUAUCUCCUUUUUGUUAUUGGCAGAAGACAAAAUAAUCACUGUGGGAGCACAAGAACCACUUUGGGUGUUGGAUUUUAAACUGAACCACCGGACGGCGUGACUUACCUGGCUAUUCCCAACGUCCGGACAAAAAUGGAGACUCUGUCCCAGGAUAUUCUGCUGGAAUGUCAGAUUUGUUUCAAUUACUACAGCCCUCGGCGGAGGCCCAAGUUACUGGACUGCAAGCAUACCUGCUGUUCAGUUUGCCUUCAGCAGAUGAGGACCAGCCAGAAGGACCUGCGGUGUCCGUGGUGCCGAGGGAUCACUAAACUGCCGCCUGGCUUUUCCGUCUCCCAGCUGCCGGAUGACCCAGAGGUCAUUGCUGUGAUUGCAAUACCCCACACAUCAGAGCACACUCCAGUCUUCAUCAAACUUCCUAGCAAUGGGUGUUACAUGCUGCCCUUGCCCAUCUCCAAGGAGAGGUCCCUCUUGCCAGGAGACAUUGGCUGUCGCCUUCUCCCAGGCAGCCAGCAAAAGUCUCUCACUGUGGUGACAAUCCCAACCGAGCAGCAGCCAUUGCAAGCUGGGGUCCCGCAGGAGGCUGGAGACGAGGAGCAAGACAGGAGGGGCAUAGUGAAAAGCUCCACCUGGUCAGGGGUUUGCACUGUCAUUCUGGUGGCUUGUGUCCUGAUCUUCCUCCUGGGAAUUGUCCUCCACAACAUGUCCUGCAUCUCCAAGCGCUUCACUGUGAUCUCCUGCGGCUGAAAGGAGACGGCCAUGGCGAAACCUCCUAGGGAUUUGGGCAGGUGGAUAUGGUGGUGACAGUAUGCCAUGAGACGAAGCGCUGUCGCACGGACUGUUCUCGAGUACUGAGUCACUGACAUCAGGCAAGCUGAUUGAUAGUCCAGAGUCUGCUGUAAAAAAUAAAAAAAUAAAAAGUAGGGCCUUGAGACCUGUUGGUAGAGUAUGGGCACAUCCAGUGCUUAUUUGCUGGUAACAGUAUCAAGGAAGACUGCAUGCAUCACCAUAAUCACUUAACAAAUGAGCUGUAAUUUGUAAUGAUUUCAUCCUGUUAUGAGAUUCAAAGAUGUCUAUUUAGCUGGUUCUACUGUAAAAGUAUAGGACACAAUCUCUCCCCCUUCUCUCUGUCUCUCUCUUUCUUAACAGAGUAGUAGAUUUACAAAUCGAAAUGCUGUAUGUUCAAGUAGAUUUCAACAUUUUGGAUUAAGAAAGUCGAGCUACCCAGUACUUUUCCAGACGUAGCAAAAGCAUAACUCUCUAUUUUUAAACAGCAAAGGGGAAGAUGUGAAAAGUAGUCAUUUAGUCAAUAAGGCUUUUUUGUAUCUUUUAAAUUGCACAUAAAUGGUUUUAAAAAAAUCUGUGCCAUAGUUAUAGAAAGGAAACAUUUCUUUUUCUAAAGCUUUGGAAGUAUUUUGGAUGUAAUAUAUGUGUGUUUAUGCUCAUCCUGUUUUCUUCUGUAGUUUAAGUGAUUUUUUUAAAAAGACGUGAAAUGGGACCGAUGCAUAGAAGCAAUAAAGGGAAUUAGCAAGGAUAUCUAGAAGUUCAGCUAAAAUGUUUGUCCCUUCUGCAAAACUCUACUUGACAAUGUAACUCCUGGGCAUGCUAUUUCAAGCGCACAUAGUGGAUGUAUUAGGUUUCUCAAGCACCUGUCCUUCAGGAGCUAGUAGGAAUAGCAUAAUACAAGAUGCCAGCUGAUCUUUCUACAAGUGUGGCACAGUGAAUGACUGUUGAAGACUUUGAUUCAGGUUGUCUAUCAUUUGAAUGCAAGCUGAAACUACAUUCCUGAAGGAAGCAUAACUAAAGUGCAGUUUCUAUAGAUACUUGUUCAUUAUUGCGACUGUGGAGUGCAAACUGAGGUUGUGCUUAUGAUGCAGAAUGUAUAAAUAAACCAGAUAUGUGGCACUG
Messenger RNA from Anolis sagrei ordinatus, 2331 nucleotides. RefSeq names its product ring finger protein 152 (gene RNF152). Gene Ontology annotation, biological process: protein K48-linked ubiquitination; cellular response to amino acid starvation; negative regulation of TORC1 signaling. Gene Ontology annotation, molecular function: ubiquitin protein ligase activity. NCBI's taxonomy places the organism in Eukaryota, Metazoa, Chordata, Lepidosauria, Squamata, Anolidae. The record is from RefSeq and is a predicted model, not a curated record. Gene Ontology annotation, cellular component: lysosome; lysosomal membrane.